AUGCGUGUGCUGGAGAGCAUGGGCUGGGAGUGCGUCCACGCGCUGGCGCAUAUGCACAGGAUGCCGAGUGUGGUGUUGCUGGGGAUGAUCACCCUGAUGCUGGCAGCUCUGGCUUUGGCUGUCCCGCUUGGAGAAGGGAAGAAGACAGAGAAGCCCAGCGCUGACCUCACCAUCUAUGAGAGCCUUAACUUGGACAGCUACGAUCUCAGCCUGAACAACUAUGGGGACAUCAUUGACUUGAGCAACUAUGAUGAGCUGUACGACUAUGGUGAUCUGGCCCCGAAGAUUGAGGUUGGGACGUUGGCUCCUCCAGCCAAGACCCCCGAAGGCAUGCCAAGCACCAGAGCUGUGCCAACUGCUGCACCAAGGAAACAGCCCCCCAUGCCCACCACAGCAAAGCCUGUCGGGCCAGGGCUGCUCGGGUUCAUAACUGAACAGGGCCUGUCCACCUGCCUGGUGUGUGUGUGCAUCGGCACCUCCGUGUACUGCGAUGACGCUGGCCUGGAGCACAUCCCUGCUCUGCCACUGGAGACCAUGUACCUCUAUGCCCGCUUCAACAGCAUCGGCCAGAUCAGAGCCAGGGAUUUUGCUGGGCUGAAGAAGCUGAAGAGAAUCGACCUGACAAGUAACUACAUCUCCUCGGUGGAGGAGGGCUCCUUCCGCCAGCUGACCAGCCUGCAGGAGCUCAUCCUCCCUGAGAACAGGCUGACAGCGCUGCCUGACCUGCCCAGCAGUAUCAUCCGGCUGGACGCCCGGUUCAACAGGAUCCAGAGCUCCGGGCUCAGGCCUGAAGCCUUCAGGGAGCUGAAGAAGCUGCAGUUCCUCCACUUGUCUGACAAUGAGCUGGACUAUAUCCCAGCACCCCUGCCUGAGAGCCUGCGAUCCCUGCACCUCCAGAAUAACAACAUCCAGACCAUGCACCAGGACACGUUCUGUGACAGCCAGGACCUCACCCACAUCCGCCGGGCGCUGGAGGACAUCCGCUUGGACGGCAACCCCAUCAACCUGAGCCUCUUUCCCAGUGCCUACUUCUGCCUGCCUCGCCUCCCCACGGGCCGCUUCUACUGAGCCCAUUUAGCAUUUCCCUUCAGCUUGAGGAACCUCUGAGCAGGCUGGCCUGGCCCCUUCGGAUAACAGCUCCACCCCACAGGCACCACUGCCAGGCUGUCCUGUUAGCUCACUUACCAUUUCCCUUCUCUUCCAUUCCCCUUAAUCCCCUGGUGUGGGCUGGCACUCGGGUGGGACAUUAGCAUGUGGCACUCCAUUUCCCGCUACCACAUCCACCCGUGCCCAUGCACCUCAGUCACCAUCAGCAUCCUCCCCCAUCCAACUCUGCUAAUCCAGUCCUAGAUCAAAUGGAUGUCAGUCUCUCCAUGUGAUCCUAGCAAUGACUUGAAGCCUCCAGUGUUGCCAGAGUCUUCUCAAAGCCACGUUCAGCUGAGCCACGCACAUGGAGGAGGAUUUCAGCUAGAGAGGGGAGAAAGGAGCAAAGCUUGGGUCUGGUUCUGGGUUAGGCCUUCCUUUAAUUCCAGUGUAUUUAAAUAUGUGGUGUCAUCACUAACCUUUGAAAGCUGAAGAGAGCUGGCCAGUUGUGCAGUAUUUUAAAUAUAGCUUCUUCAUCAUCCGUAUCUUUAUACACAUGCCAUAAACAUGCCCGCCAUGAGGGAUGAGACACUCAUGGGGAAUCCAAAACACUGAACUGAAAUCCCCCAGCUCAGCCCACAUCCUCCUGGUCCGCGGAGGCAAGAGAAUGAGUCAGAAUCUCCCAGGAAGGUCUUGCUUUUCCCAUAGGGCUUCACUGCAGAAAUACAUUAGCCCCCAUUACUGCAACCUUCCCUGUUGGCAUGUCUAGAGCAGGCAAUGUGCUGUUUCCUGAGGCACAGACAGAAGUAUCUGAGCUUGAUGCAUGAGUCUGCAGCGGCUUCUUAGAUUGCCUCUUAUCAGAUGCACACUUAUCUGAUGCCUGUGCAGUGAUCCUAAUUUGCGCCUAGAAGUGACAGGUACAUAACACUGGAGCUGAAUGGCAGUGUAAAUCCCCCUCAGUUCUUAUGAUGCUGGAUCCAAACUAAGGCUCUUUUGCUUUAACACGACAAGGAUUUAGGUGGCUGGAUAGAAGGGGAAUUUGAAGAAGUAAUUUGGAGGGACAGUUGUUGUCUCUCUUAUUCUCUAAGAUACUAGGGCUUGCUAGUGCUGCUCUUGCAAUCCUUUGAAAACCUGCUUCAUAGUCUUCUACCUCCCUCCUUACCUGUCGUCUUUGAGAUCCAUCGCCAUCAUCAAACCAGUGCCGUCUUUGAGGGUCUUGCGUCUGCUUUUAUCGGGGUGAAAACAGUUGCCAGUUCAGCUCGGAUUCAGCAAGAUGGAAUCCUCCGACUUCGCCUCGCUGCCUUCCUCCGCCCUUCGCUUUCAUCCCACUAGAGGGCAAAAUCGAACAAACCUUCCCAACCCAACCGGCUUAAUCUCUGCUGCUGAUCUCCCGUCUGCUGUUGUUUUAUCACUUAAAAGGAUUGUCUAAAUAAAUGAGAUUCGUGAGCAGC
This is a messenger RNA of Alligator mississippiensis (American alligator), 2534 nucleotides long. It is a transcript of the gene OPTC, whose product is annotated as opticin. The coding region runs from base 1 to 1068 and encodes 355 amino acids. The record is from RefSeq and is a predicted model, not a curated record. Gene Ontology annotation, molecular function: protein binding. The transcript has 7 exons. Lineage: Eukaryota; Metazoa; Chordata; Crocodylia; Alligatoridae.